Hevea brasiliensis (rubber tree) is the source of this 2411-nucleotide messenger RNA. RefSeq names its product wall-associated receptor kinase-like 3. Gene Ontology annotation, biological process: cell surface receptor signaling pathway; protein phosphorylation. Gene Ontology annotation, molecular function: ATP binding; protein serine/threonine kinase activity; polysaccharide binding. The record is from RefSeq and is a predicted model, not a curated record. The transcript is spliced from 3 exons. Bases 1 to 2211 code for a protein of 736 amino acids. Gene Ontology annotation, cellular component: plasma membrane. Lineage: Eukaryota; Viridiplantae; Streptophyta; Magnoliopsida; Malpighiales; Euphorbiaceae.
AUGAGUGUGAAAUUAGUGUCUGGAGGCAGUUUUAGUUUGGCACUAAUGCUAACUGUUCAGUUGGCAAUAGCAAAGGCACCUAUUGCAAAGCCUAGCUGUACAGACCAUUGCGGAAAUAUAGAUAUUCCAUACCCAUUCGGAAUGGGUGAGAAGGAUUGUUAUUUCAAUGAAUGGUUUGAGAUUGAGUGCAAAGAAAGUAGAGCUUUUAUAAGUAAAAUCAAAAUGGAGCUCCUCAAUAUUUCUACCGUAGGCUGGGCUAACGUCAAAAGUCCAAUAAUAUCCUCCGAUUGUUCCGACAGGGUGUCCGAUUUGCCUUUCAAUUUGACGGGAAGUCCUUUCUUCAUUUCCGACGAUAACGUAUUCACUGCAGUAGGUUGCAACACCCGUGCUUUAAUGAUCGAUCAAUCUCUCCAACGCCUUGGGUGUGAUUCAAAAUGCCUUAGCCAUAAGAAGGAUGUUGAUUGGAGACAAAUGCUUCCUAAUUUCAUAGAAGAGGAUUCCAGUAGUAAUUAUUUGAUAGCGGACGAUUAUUGUAACGGCACCGAUUGCUGUCAGGUUACAAUACCUUCAUCCCUUCAGGUUUUCAAUGCAAGUUUUCAAGCCAUAAAUGAUCAAAGCACAGAUGGUUGCAAGCUGGCAUUUCUAGCAGGAACAUAUGGGCGGAACUCCUGGAGGAAAAAGGAUCCAAAUGUCCAGUUUCCGAUGGUGAUAGAUUGGAUGCUCUAUUCGAACCGAACUGAAAGUUAUAAUUGGAUGAUCAAUUCCGGCCUAUGGAGUGGCAAUAACUCGGAGUCGGAAUCUCUGGCUUGCAUCUCCGACGGUUCUUCUUCUAUUAAUGAGGCAGCAGUAUUCCGUUGUUAUUGCAGACGUGGGUAUGAGGGCAAUCCUUACAUUCGAUGCACAGACGUUGAUGAAUGCGAAGAUCCCAAGUUUGGCAGUCUUUGCAAGGGAAUAACAAGAUGUGUGAAUACUUCUGGAUCAUACAAAUGCGUACCUGACACAAAAUGGAUUAUCAUUUUUGGUAUUUGUUCUGGCGUUGUAGUAAUGUUUGUGCUUAUACUUUGCGCAAGGUGGUUAUGUGAAUCUAUACAGAAAAGAAAGAAGAUCAACCAAAGGGAAAAGUUCUUCAAGAGAAUGUCACACCAACAAAUGUGGUCAAGCCAAGGAAAAGUUGAGAAAGCCAGAAUAUUCAGUCUAAAAGAGUUGAAAAAGGCAACUGAUCACUUUAAUGUGAACAGAAUUGUAGGCCAAGGUGGCCAAGGCACUGUUUAUAAAGGAAUGUUGGUGGACGGAAAAAUUAUUGCAGUUAAAAAGUCCAAUAUAGUAGAUGAAGCAAAACUUGAAGAAUUCAUUAAUGAAGUUGUCAUUUUAUCACAAAUUAAUCACAGGAAUGUGGUAAAGCUAUUUGGAUGUUGCUUAGAGACAGAGGUUCCUAUGCUUGUCUAUGAAUUCAUCUCCAAUGGAACACUUUUUCAGCAUCUACAUGACCAAGGUGAGGAUUUUCCAUUACUAUGGUCAAAGCGUUUGCAAAUUGCCAUAGAAAUUUCAGGAGCACUUUCCUACUUACAUUCAGCAGCUCCUAUACCAAUAUUUCAUCGGGACAUUAAGUCGACAAACAUACUCUUGGAUGAAAAGUAUAGGGCAAAAUUAUCAGAUUUUGGAAUUUCAAGAUCAGUUGCAAUUGGUCAAACUCACCUUACAACUAAUGUACAUGGCACUUUUGGGUACUUGGAUCCAGAAUAUUUUCAUUCAAGUCAAUUUACAGAGAAAAGUGAUGUUUAUAGUUUUGGGGUAGUGCUUGUUGAGCUCUUGACUGGACGAGAACCAAUUUGUUCAACAAAGUCUGAAGAAGUAAUUAGUUUAGCAACAAGUUUUAUUCAAAUGAUGCAAAAUAACAAACUUUUUGACAUAAUUGACUCUCGAAUUAAAGAGCAAUUUUUCAUUAAAGAAGAAAUCAUGGUUGUUGCUAACCUUGCAAAGAGAUGCUUGAACCCUAAUGGAAAGGAACGACCUACAAUGAGACAAGUGACAAUGGAGUUGGAGGCAAUCUGGUUUUCAAAUGGAGAUGUAUGUGUUGAAGAACACAAGGAAGAAAAUGAAUUAGACAUCCUUGAUAUAUCUGCUGCAUCUACUUCAACAUGCUCAAAUUUUGCUGCCAAUGGAACUUUAUCAAUCGACAUUAAACCACUAGUUUUGGGGAGUACUUGGUAAGAAUAUCUUUAUAUUAGUGCACUCAGUGCAUAUAUACUGAAUUUUUAUAUUUAAGGGAGUAUUAUUUUAUUGUUUUGUGUUUUUGAAAAAUGAUUGUGGAGCCCACUUUGAGGCUCAUUUUCUUUUGGUAUGGACCAUAUUAAAGUGUCAAAUUAGUGAUCUCUUAGGAAUGUAGACAUGUCAUGCUUUUCAAAGGUAUA